This is a messenger RNA of Nerophis ophidion (straightnose pipefish), 2758 nucleotides long. RefSeq names its product mitogen-activated protein kinase kinase kinase 14a (gene map3k14a). Gene Ontology annotation, molecular function: ATP binding; protein kinase activity. The transcript is spliced from 16 exons. Gene Ontology annotation, biological process: protein phosphorylation; positive regulation of canonical NF-kappaB signal transduction. Lineage: Eukaryota; Metazoa; Chordata; Actinopteri; Syngnathiformes; Syngnathidae. The record is from RefSeq and is a predicted model, not a curated record. The coding region runs from base 187 to 2715 and encodes 842 amino acids.
AGUGGCCAGACUCCUCCCCUGAAGAAAGAGAAUUGCAGUAAUAAGGAAGAGAGAGAGAGACAAGAGCACAAAGGACGAGUUACUUGUUUGUUUAUGUCGUUGUUGUAUUCAUGUUGCCGUUUUGUUUAGUCAGUGUGGAGAGAGUUCAACCCUGUUCCUGUCGACACGUGAGACCUUGCACAAGCCAUGGCGGUGAGGCAGAGGAUCUUCAACUCCACUGCCCCCUUCUCCGGGUCGCCCCUCGUCGACCUGAAGGGCUCAUACCCGAAAUGUACCGCCACAGAGAAAGGCACGCAGCAGCAGCCGCAGCAGGAAGAAGAGGAGGAGGAGGAAGAGCCGUGGAAAAGCGGCAAAGUGGACUACACAGCGCUGAGCCCCUUGUUGAAUAAAGUGCUGACUCAGGGGACUGCCGAGCAGGUUGGAGAAGCGCCGCUGAAGAGCUCCGCCUUCAUCGCACAAGCCGAAUGUGAAACCCAGGACUCCCAGGAGUUUAGUCCGUCCUGCUCCGAGCGCCCUUAUGUUCCCUCCCCCAGCUGUUUCCUCGUCAGUCUACAGCCGGAGCACAACAACGUGGCGUGUCCGACCACCGCCUUUGUCCAGGAGCCAAGCUGCUCGACGUCGACUCGUCGGCUCGGCCAGAGGAAGAAAGCGCGGAAACGGACCAAGCGCAGGGGUCGGAAAAAACAAGGCGGCAAGGAGGAGGAGGAAAGCUGCAGAUACCGAGUAGCUUCUGGAGUCCCUGAGCAGGAGAGCGGGACUUCUUUAGAGCACAUUUUGGACGAGUCGUUGCAAGGACAGAGGAGCCCCUUCAGUUCUUCUUGCUGCAGCAGUGUGGAGAGUUGUAAGGAUCAGGAUGCAUCGCCCUCUUUAUAUAGCCCAAAAAUCUUCAACACAGGGUCCAGCUGCUCCCCUCUGCCCUGGACGGGUUGUUUCAGCAAUCCCCCGCACAGCCUCCACUCCUAUGGGCAAGAGAGCGACUCCUUCAGCAGCGCCGGGGACUGCUCGCUGGCCCUCGCCGGGCUCCGGGGUAGCGUAAGUCAGGGGGACCGGUGCUACGCGGGGCCUUUUUUCAAAGACGUGGAGCGGGACGCGUGGGUGGAGGACGGCAAGGAGUGGCCGUCUCAGGACUCGGUCAGCAACGAGGGGAUCAUUUUUUACAAUGAAAAACUCCAGCCCGUGGACUCCGAAUAUAAGGAAGGGAGGGAGUUUGUCCUGUCAGAGUUCCUCAAAGAAGGUUCCUAUGGCGAAGUGCACAGUGCUCGAGAUGUCAACACAGGCUUCAAAUUUGCAGUCAAAAAGGUCAACCUGAAGAGGUUCAACAGCGAGGAGGUGAGCACGUGGAGUGCCCUCAGAUCUCUUCGCGUCCUGAAGCUCUUUGGAGUGGUCCGAGACGGCCCUUACAUUUUCUUUCUGAUGGACCACAAGUCAGGCUCGCUGGGCCAGCUCAUUCUCCAACGGGGGCGUUUGCCAGAGGACCUCAGCCUCUAUUACCUGUUGCAAGUCGGAACGGCACUGGAGUACCUGGCCAAGAAAAAGGUGGCGCAUCUAGACGUCAAAGCCGACAACGUGUUGCUGUCAGAGGACGGACGAAACUGCUUCCUGUGUGACUUCGGACACGCAGAGAGACUAGACACGGGGGGACAGAGCCUCAGCGGUUCCAGAGAACUCAAAGGCACCGAGACGCACAUGGCCCCCGAGAUCGUGAGAGGUGAGCCCCGCGGUGCCAAAGCAGAUGUGUGGAGCAGCUGCUGUAUGUUACUGCACAUGCUCAAUGGGUGUCAGCCCUGGACGCGAUAUUACACCUGUAGACUCUUCCUGAAGAUCGCCAACGAGCCGCCGCCGCUCCGAGAGAUCCCGCCCCACUGCGGCCGCCUCACGGUGGGGAUCAUGCAGGCGGGGCUGCAGAAGGACCCCAACAAGAGAGCGUCGGCCAGGGACUUGAAGGAAAGAACGGCCAGAGCUCUCCGAGAAGUCGGAGGUCUGAGAAGCCCGUCCAGCAGAUUGUACGCCGAGCCGCUUCAUUUCGCCAAAAAGCCACCCGACUCCCUGCCGGCCGUCCUAAAUGAAGGCGAGGAGCGACAAGACCAGACGAGGAGGAUCCUGCAGCUGGACGAGGAAGAGGAGGCCGACGUGUCGAAGAUUCCCUUGUUUUUCCAGCCCGGGCGCAAAAUGACCACCGUGCCCGAACUGGAGCUCCGUAAACUGGAGAGAGAUUUCUACCUGAGCAGCUUGUCCCAGCUUCACUCUGCCGAGAUGCAGGAGCAGCUCCUAUCCUGUCUCAGCAGCGACCCCUACUGCAACAGGAAGGACUCGGGUCGCUGGUCGUUGAACCCGGCAGACGACUACAGCUCCGGCGUGGGCUCUUACGGCAGCCAGCCUGACGGGCAGCAGCAGCAGCACCUGAGUUUGGAGCUACUGGGACACUCGCCCCCUCGGCCGUGCUGCUUCCAAGGCGUGGACGUCUGCAUCCGCGACUUCAACGGGGCGACCAUACGAAUCCGAGAGACUCGGCGGGUGAAGGUGGGCCACAUCGCCACUGGCAUCAGCGAUCAGAUCUCGGAGAGAGUUUUCACGCUGGAGACGCACCUGGGCCGCAAGGUCGCCCACGACGACGAGGUGCAGGAGUCCGGCCUGAAGCUCUGCUGCGUCACCGCGCCGGACUACAGCGCCACGUGGAGGUGGAGGAUCAGAGACGGGGUGCUGGAAACAAGAUGAGACGGGAGAGUGAAUAAAGUCCUUGGAGACGAUUUUUUUUACA